This is a messenger RNA of Cephus cinctus (wheat stem sawfly), 4546 nucleotides long. It is a transcript of the gene sim, whose product is annotated as single-minded homolog 2. Gene Ontology annotation, cellular component: transcription regulator complex; nucleus; cytoplasm. Gene Ontology annotation, biological process: regulation of transcription by RNA polymerase II. Lineage: Eukaryota; Metazoa; Arthropoda; Insecta; Hymenoptera; Cephidae. The record is from RefSeq and is a predicted model, not a curated record. The transcript is spliced from 9 exons. Bases 992 to 3304 code for a protein of 770 amino acids. Gene Ontology annotation, molecular function: DNA-binding transcription factor activity, RNA polymerase II-specific; RNA polymerase II transcription regulatory region sequence-specific DNA binding; protein dimerization activity.
GACCUCCCUUGAUUUUCUCACGCGUUUUCUCACCUCAACGACUAUUUUCCGUUUGUCAAAAUUCCUUCCGUAUUUUCGUCACGACAUGAAAAGAUCGGACAAUUCCGAAAGGCGAGUGCUGAGAAAAUCCUUCGAUUUUAUGGCCAUCCUAGGGGUGUAUUUAAUACCAGCAAAGACGCAUAUAAACUAGCGCUGGGGAACCCUGGGGCGCUCGUCAACGGAACAGUAGAGCCACCAGCAAUCGCCUUUACUUUCGAUUUUGCCACCCGUUGUUCCUACCUCAUCGGGAAUCACCCUGGGGCUUUCCCAAGAGCCUCUCCGUCCUGCACUAUUACCAGCCACCUCCGGCAGGCCCCCUCCGCCCCGACCUCAGCUUCUCACCGUACUCCUCCCCACCUCAGAAAGCAACAACCUACACUUACCUAGCAGACCUCAAGCUUAGGUAACCCACCCACGUGUCCACACGCAGACGACGUUCAGGCUCUCCGGUUGCGACUGACCCUGCUGAGGGUGGAGCUUAAAAUAAGGGUGGGUACCUCCUAUAUUCUGACUACCCCACCUCAGAUCCCCUCGUCCCCGUUCGCCGUACCACCCUAUCGCCAACCAGGAGAAACGACAUGGGGGGUGAGUUCAGCACGCUCAAGCCCGCUCCGAGUGCCAGGAACAGACAGUCGUCGAAACUGAAGUGCCAGCGGCAACUUGCCGAGCAGGACUGGUGCGCUCCUGCUUUGACAUAUAUAUAUUUGUUUAAGUGCCUUGAGGAAGCGGGAAGAUUCAUUCAGACGUGAGAAAAGAAGAUACGAUCUCCCGUUUCCGAAAUCCUCACACCUGUUCCGCUCGCCCACGUAUUUCUCUUGUCGAUAUCGACAAUCGAUUUUGACGUUCGUAAACGUUCAGUGUCUCCGAUCCAGUGGCGACGUGUGUCGAGUAUACCUAUGUGAUCAAGCGUCGCGAGGGGAGUUUAUGAAGUCAUUAAGAGUCCGGAACCAAAAUGGCACCCAUGAUCGAGAAUCAGAGACGCGGAGGCAGCGCGAUCCUGAACAGCGAUCCCUACAUCAACAGUUGGAGGCGAAGGCAGGCUGCGCACAAAGGAAGCAGUCCUACUUCAGACACCGUGGAUCUGAGCUCCCACCAACAUCACAAAGAGAAUUCGAUAAUCGGCGCUGGUGGCCUGGUCUCGUCCGGUCCCCAGGAAGUUGUGAUGAAAGAGAAAAGCAAGAACGCGGCGCGAACGCGUCGCGAGAAGGAGAAUCAAGAGUUCUUUGAGCUUGCUAAGCUACUUCCGCUUCCGGCGGCCAUCACGACGCAGCUCGACAAGGCCAGCAUAAUUCGAUUGACCACGAGUUACUUGAAGCUCAGAGAGCUCUUUCCGGACGGUCUAGGAGAUUUUUGGGGCGCGACCCCACCCCCGAGCAACCCACGCGAAGCCAGCAUCAAGGAGCUGGGAUCAUGUCUCUUACAAACUUUGGACGGAUUCAUUUUCGUGGUGGCGCCCGACGGGAAGAUCAUGUACAUCAGCGAAACGGCCAGCGUGCAUCUGGGUCUCUCGCAGGUGGAACUAACCGGAAAUAGCAUUUACGAAUACAUUCAUCAAUGGGACCACGAGGAAAUGGCGGCUGUUCUCAGUCUAAGUCACGCGUCUUCCGGAAACGGUGGAUUUCCUUUACCGGCGGCGAACGCCCGCGGCGAAAUCGAAUUGGAGCGCGUUUUCUUCCUGAGGAUGAAGUGCGUCCUCGCCAAGAGGAACGCCGGACUGACGGCCGCGGGAUUCAAGGUGAUACACUGCUCGGGAUACCUGAAGGUGAAACAGUUCAAUCUGCCGAGCCCAGUGGGAUCCGAAUACGAGGACACGGGCUGCAUACAGAACGUCGGCCUCGUGGCUGUGGGUCACUCGUUACCGCCGAGCGCGAUAACGGAGAUAAAAUUGCAUCAGAACAUGUUCAUGUUCAGGGCGUCUCUGGAUCUCAAGCUUAUAUUCCUAGACGCUAGGGUCUCCCAGCUCACCGGUUACGAGCCUCAGGAUCUCAUUGAGAAGACGCUCUAUCGAUACGUUCAUGGCUGCGACCUGAUGCAGAUGCAACAAGCUCAUCGAAUACUCUUAUCCAAGGGCCAAGUCACUACCAGGUACUACAGAUUCCUUACGAGGACCGGCGGCUGGGUGUGGAUGCAGUCUUACGCCACGAUAGUCCACAAUUCACGAAGCUCCAGACCCCAUUGCAUCGUGUCCGUGAACUACGUGCUGUCCGAAAUGGAGUCUGCUGAUCUGAUACUCAAUGCGGAGCAAAAGUUUCCAUCGUCCAGUCCCGGCAACCCACCGAGUGCGCCCCUGUCGACCUGUGUCUCGGGAACAGGAAGCAGUCACGAUCUGGAUGCCGAGCAUAGUCCUACUCCGCCCUAUAGAGGAAGAACCAACGAACCACCGGAUACCGAGUACACGGACAGUUCCGGAUAUCCUGGAACAGAUUACGUGCAAUACCUACCCUCGACGUAUGCGCCGACACUGAGUGCCAAUAGUACCAGCCACGAGGACGAGGCUUACUAUCCGGCCGAUCUCUUCUAUCAGUAUGGAGGUAUACAUCACGACUCUCUGUCGACUUUCCACCAUCAGCAGCAUCCUCAGCUACUUCAUCAUGGCCACACGCCGGCGACCAUCCAUCCGCAGCAGCCUGGUACUCAGAGCGAGAGGAAGAGGCCGUACUCGAGCCUGACCCAGCAGCAACAUCAGAGCAGUUCUCAGAGCGAAAGGAAGAGACCGUACUCGGCGACCACCUUGCAGCAGCAGCACAGUCCUCAGAAUCAACAGAAGAGGCCAUAUUCGGCAUCCUCGAAUUCCUGUGGCAGUUCGGACACCUCCGACACGCAUCUACCAAGUCCCCUGGGUCUCCAUUCCCUACCACCAGGAUAUCCCGCUCAUCAUCAUCUCCUAGAGUCAUCCUCGUCUUCCACGACCAACGUCAGCGAACCGGAAGCCAUAAUGUUCUCGAGUUGUGGCUAUAAUAAUAACAAUUCCUACGGAGAGAGCGCCGUCGGUAUACCUCAUCAUGAGUCAUAUCCACCGGGCCACUCUGAACAUCAUACCGCACCGCGGCAUCCCCAUCAUCACCUGGAACAUCCAUUGGAAGCGCCGGCUUACACCAGCGUCAUCGUAGACUCCCAACAAUAUAGUCCAGGAACUGUCCAAGCUCUUCACGCGCAUUCUCAUGCAACUGCUGUCGCCGCGUCAGUGCCGGUAGGUACCACGCCGCCGCUUGCCACGUCACAUCAACAUCACCAUGAGACACAUCAUCAUCAAUUCGUUCACUGACCCGUGCUCGAGGUGCCGACUUAGCACUUCUCAAAGCUCUAGAAGCCCUCGAGGAUGACCUCGGCUUUUCCGGUUCUCCAAAAAGAGGAAUAAACGAUACGUCAAGUGAAAGCUAAGUUAUCCGAGGGAAAGCUCGAUAUUCUGGACACGCAAAAUCCCAGUUAUACGUUAUACGUAGAGUCUAUGACACUUGGUAUUAUCAAUUUAUUUUAUUCUGAACAAAGAACGUAACAGAUCUUGAAUGCGUAUCAUACGUAAUGCGUGUACUAUUCGUAUGAAACAUUUUUCAUUCAGCAAGAGAAAAUCGCUUGGCGCUGAGUGUCAAUGAAGAAUUUUCGAAUAAUCUAAAUUUCGUUGACGCAACAUAAUAAAUCCUGGCUUAUCGGAUUCGAUAUUCUGAAUUGAGUCUUAUAGGAAAUUCGCGCUGGACGCGAGUCACGCCGGGGGUUCUAAUUGACAAUAGGAGUCCAGUGAUAUAAUCAAAAAGUGACAAAGAUAAGGGAAAGGGAGGGGAGAUAAAAUAGAUAAAUUUAAAAGACGGCGUGAUCUGCGAUACAAUAGCUAAUAGUAAUGUCCACAAGACGAGCGUAAGUCCUAUUCUAGUGUAAAUAUUUGGCGAUAGUCGGAGUUUAUCGAUUUUCUUUUAGUGUAAAUAACGUGAAAGUGUAAAUGAACUUACAGUUAGGAAUUUAAGGUAAAUUACCAAUACGAAGUGUGUAUAAUCUUACAUAGAUCCGAAGACUGACCGGUGCUUGUGCCAACCGACCAAAGAUGCGCCCACUUAUUGAACGAAAGAAUGAAUUAACAAUAAUUGUUAUAUUUUUAUCCGCGUUUAUUUAACGAAUAGCUCUCGAAUUAUCGGGAGGGAUCCGAGUACGUAUGUAAAUAGCGUAUCCCAAAUACCAGUAUACCUAACGACUAAAAAUAUUUAAUAUAAUAAUUUUUUCCCCAACUUUUUCUUGCCGGAUUCGAUGAUAUAUCGAAACGGAUAAAUAGACGAACGAGUAUACAUAUAUAAAUACGAAUAUAUAAAUAUUAUACAUAUAGCAUAUAUGUACAUCGAGCACGUAUAUAAAUAUUAUACAUACACGAUUAUUUAUAUUAAUAUAAAUUAAGAGUGUGACAAAAUUCGACAGUGUAAUCUAUUUUACGGGAUUUCGAAAUUAAGACGUGUAAAUAUUGUACAAGUAUGAUAAGCAGUGCAUUGCCUAUACACCGAAAAUAUAUCAUAUUUUCCUCUGA